This is a messenger RNA of Linum trigynum, 3711 nucleotides long. Lineage: Eukaryota; Viridiplantae; Streptophyta; Magnoliopsida; Malpighiales; Linaceae. The record is from the annotation of a GenBank genome assembly.
GCGCCCCCCCCCCCCCCCCCCCCCCCCCCAAAACUUCCAUUCUUCUCCCAUGGCGCUGCCGGACGAUCUAUUUGCCGCCAUCGACAUGGGCACCAACUCCAUCAAGAUGAUCAUCGUCCAAUUCCACCCGCCGUCGGGCCGAUUCCUCACCGUCGCCCGCCACUCCGACCGUGUCUGCCUCGGCCGUGACUCCGCCGCCGCAUCAUCAAACUCCUCCCCGUCGAUUUCCCCCGACGCGGUCCUCGAAGCUCUCCGAUGCCUCCGCCAGUUCACCGAAAUCCUCCGCGCUCGCGGGGUCCCGCCUCGCCGAACCCGCUGCGUCGCCACUUCCGCCGUCCGGGAGGCCGCCAACGGAUCCGAGCUCGUCGAAGCCGUUCGCGCAGCCACCGGGCUCGACGUUUCCGUUCUCUCCGGGGAAGAGGAGGCGAGACUCGCCUACUCCGGAGUGAUUCAGUUUUUUCCGGUCAGGGAAAAGAGAGCGUUGCUCAUAGACAUCGGAGGCGGAUCGACUGAGUUCGCGAUUGGGGAAGGAGGGAUCGUCAAUUUCGCGACGAGUUUGAAGCUAGGUCAUGUGAGUUUGACUCAGCGAUUCGCUGGUGGAGAUGUGGUAGGAGGAAUGAGGAAUUUCAUCAGGGCAGCUGUGAAGGACUCUGGAUUGGUUCAGCAAGUGAAGAGAUUCGGGUUUGAGGUCGCUGUUGGAAGCUCGGGAACGAUUGGAGCAGUCGAGAAAGCAGUGUUUCAUGGCUAUGGCGAUGCUGAAACUGACAAGUCAGCUGAGGAGCUGUUGAGGAGGCACGUGAAGAGGGAUUGGAGAUUCAGCAGAGUGGAAUUGAAGAGAGUUGUUGAGAGGUUAUGUACAGAAGAAGGGCAAGAAGAGAAGGAGAUAAGAGAGGAGCUUUUUAAGAAGAGAUCAGAAUUUAUUGUGGCUGGUGCUCUGUUAUUGGAGGAGAUAUUUGAGUUGCUUGGGAUUGAAGAAAUGGAAGUUUCCGAGUAUGCAUUGGGAGAAGGUGUCGUUGCUGAAACUCUGAAGGAGGAAUUCAAUGAAGUUGGUUUCAAAUUGAAUGCGAAUCCCAGGUGGAAUUCUGUUGUGAGACUUGCUACCAGGUUUAAUGAUAAGAAGAGGGUUAAGAAUGGCGCUAGAUGUGCCGCCUUUGCCAAGGGUAUAUUUGAAGGCUUGAGGCACUGUGGUAAGCUCAUUGACUUGGGUGGCGAGGAUCUCGGGUGCCUUGAGGCAGCCUGUUUGCUUCAUGCCAUAGGGCUUUUCGCUGGUAAAAGGGGUUACCACAAGCAGUCUUAUCGUGUUAUCAUGGAAGGAAACCAUCUUUACGGUUUCAGUACUGAAGAGAUCAAGUUAAUAGCACUUCUGGCGAGGCAUCACACGAAGAAAUUCCCAAAACCUUAUCAGGCUUCUUUGGCCGAGACUCCAGAAGAGUUCAAGAAGAAACUUCAAGGUCUCUGUACUAUCAUUAGGAUAUCAGUAGUAUUGCAGAAGAACGAACGCCUGAACUUCCAAGAUAUGGAACUUUCACCUCUCAGUGGGGGAUUUAGACUGGUAUUGAAGCACGCAGGAGACCAACCUAUUUCGCUCUCAGAGGAAAUGAAGAAGGAUUUAAGGGGAGAACUUGAACACUUCAAAAUGGUAUUCAAGCAGCAAUUGUCGGUAGAUAUCUCAAGCAUUUCGGAAGCAUCAAAGAGCUGAGAAAGUAAUUGCACAUUGUACUGUAAGAUUUUGUUUUGGAUUUUUAUAGCUAGAGUUAUAAGGAUAAGAUGUUUGUUUAGCUUCUGGGAUUAGUAAUAACAUCUUUAGUUUCUGUACUGUGUUAGUUUAUCAUGCGUAUCUUUGUAUUAUGAUUUUCAACGAAUGGUUACUAUUACUAAGCAUGUCCCUAAUGAUUCACAUGUCAUGUAUACUGGAAAUCUGCCUGGCCUUAAUGAAUAAAUAGGAAGCGAUAUGUGGAAUCCGAAAGUCGAAUUGUGGGUUAAAACAAGAAUUUUACCACAUAGAUAUGCUUGCUACGAAUUAAUCGAUCUCAUUUAUAACAUAUUUAGGUGAAAUUUUGAACCGAUGAACAGAAGUCUAAAGAUAGAUAAGUGACAGGUACAGAGACGUUUGAUAGAUAUAAUAGUAUUGUACAGUCAGAUUCAAUUCUGAACUCAUCACUAGAUUGGGGUAGGAAGCACCUGUUUCUCUCUACACAAGGUGUUAGUUCAACUGUUGUGUCUUGUGUGGAAUUCCUAUAACCUCUGAAAUUGAAGGAUACAAAUUAUCCAAAUGAAUUUUCAAAAGCCUGAGAAGAAUUAAGGGGGAAAAGAAAGAAAACCCUAGCUCUACGUCCUCCCUACUUUAAGAACUACACAAGAAUACAGGAUGUCUUUUGGAUUAGGGAUUAACUACAAUGUGUUUCCUUUGUUUUGUUUAGCUUACUUGAACAUCAAGCAGCCUCUUCCUUUGCUCGUGAUGCAGGGUGAGAUUCAAGACUCCCAUAGGAAGAAGGGAAAGCUUCUGAGAUAACAUCCCAAGAGAAGCUCCCUUCUGCUCUCCUCCUCUUGUCCAAAAAUGCUGGCCUUAUGGGUGCCCCUGCAUCAGCUUUACACGUCAGCAUUGCCACCACCUCAGACAUCGGAGGCCUCAGGUUCGCCAGCGGUUGAAUGCACAAGAACGCCACGUGGAUCACAUGCACCACAUCUCUCUCCACGAUCCCGUGUUCUCGGAGCCUCAGAUCUAUCAGCUCGUUCACCUUGUUUUUCUCGUAUAGCUUCCACGCCUGCAAGAGAAAAUCUAAUGGACACCAUUGGGAUGGCUAGGCCUCAUAAAACUGAGCAAGGAAACACACUUACGUAUUCAGGAAGGUACUGCUGCUCUGUUGGUAAGUUGAGAUAUGUGUUCUUCCUACAACAGAUGAUCUCAAGAAGGAGCACUCCGAAGCUGUAGAUGUCGGCCUUCUCUGACAACUCGCCUCGGAUCGCGUACUCUGGGGCUGUGUAUCCCCUGAUGAACGACAAAGAUUAGUGAAUUUGGAAAUUCUUUUAUUUGAGACUGGUACUUGAAGUUGAUUUAGAAGAACUCACAAGGCCCUGCAAAUGUGGUGCUGACAUAAGCUUGGUCUUCAGGGAAGAAUCUGGCCAGCCCGAAAUCGCUGAUCCGGGGUGGAACUUGUCGUCCAGAAGAACAUUGCUUGCUUUGAUGUCUAUGUGCACAUGGCAACAAAACCCGAACCCACGAGUACCCACCCGACCCAACCCGGUCAACGCGGGUAAAACCCGUGUUGACGGAUUUUGGGCCAGGUUCGGAUUUAAACCCGCUACACUAUUCACCGGGUCGGGUUGGGUUUGGGUUUAGGUAAACCCGCCUCAUGGGUACCUGCCCACACAUAUAUAAUCACUUUCCUGGUAUAUUUAAUAUUCUAAAUAAUAUAUAUUUCUUAAAUAACUAAUAUUCUUUAUGUUUUGUGGAGACACGUAUAAUUUGUUAUUUCUAAUUGUUUAUAAUGAAGUUGAUAUUAUGAAGUGGAGAGUGAAGAAACUUAGUUGACGAGGAAGAAGCUUUCAAUUAAUCUUAUUGUUUAUAGAUGUUUAUCUUUAAUUUUGAACAAUUUGUAUUGAUCAUUUGCGGUUUGCUUGUAUGCUCUAGAAUGGUAUUUUUUGUAUGAUUAAUUUGUAUGAGAAAAUUGAUGUUAAACUUUUAUUUUGAAAGAAACUUGUUAUUGUAAA